AUGAAGGCUACUCUAUUGAGUAGCGCUUACCUUGAUGACCUUGUGUCCCAGAGCCAACAUAUUAGCCAGGGCGCUUAUGGUACUGUGGGGCGCGUUCCCUGGGACGGUGGACAUGCCAUCUUAAAGAUGAUGAGGAAUGCCUCUGAGAUGGACUUCAGGAGAGAGCUGGUUAUCAUGGAAAGAUUGAAUUCUGCUGGAGGAGCUCCCAAGAUCCUGGGAGUAUGCUACAACCCAAGAGCCAUAGUGAUGUCUUCCCGGGGCGAGUUAACACUCACCAGAGCCCUCCUGCGGAACAUACCGGACUGGUACUUGGUCUAUAUUGCUCUGAAAAUUGGUCAGCGCCUGCGCGAGGUCCACGAGCGGGGAGUUGUACAUGGUGACAUCCACGGCUCUAAUGUCAUGGUCACCCUCUCUCCUGACUUCAGUAAACCACCUGAAGUAUUCCUUAUUGACUUCGGAAUGUCGGGAUUCAGUCCACAGGCUCUGUCAACCUUAAGCCCAAAGGACCUGGCAGAUUUGGGGGAUACACAGAUGGUCCAGGGAAACCUGACAUACUCCCUAGAUAUUAAGUGUUUGGGCAUGAUGCUCCUAGAAAUAUUUAGCAUAAUGAAGAUUGCCCUCGAGUCUAUUAUGAAAAUAAUUGAAAUGGCAACACUAUGUGAGAUUGAGCCAGCUCCCCUCGACGAUCUUCUCGACAAGUUGAACUCUGUACUUACUAACAACUUCAAUAUUAACCCCCGGUGCCUCUGA
Molecule: messenger RNA, 750 nt
Organism: Procambarus clarkii (red swamp crayfish)
Lineage: Eukaryota; Metazoa; Arthropoda; Malacostraca; Decapoda; Cambaridae
Biological process (GO): protein phosphorylation
Molecular function (GO): protein kinase activity; ATP binding
Source: RefSeq, a predicted model, not a curated record